AUGGCGACCAAGUACAUCAUAGGAUCUGUGGCCGCGUCUUUCCUGUUUGCUUACGCCUGUGAAGUGUAUGUUGCAGACAAGAAGCUCUUCGGAGGUGGGUUCGACAUUGAUAUCUCACAAACAGGGAGCUAAUGUGGGAUUAUUUUCUGAUAUAAUUGCCUUUUAAUUGGAGGGGAGGAGGGCUGUUCUAACCCGACACCAUGGAAAUCAACCAGGUAGCACCCCAAAGACUGUGGUCGACGAGGAGUGGUGGAAGGAGACAGACAAGAAGUUCCAAGCUUGGCCUCGCACAGCUGGGCCACCGGUGGUGAUGAACCCAAUUCGCCGCCAGAACUUCAUUGUCAAGUCGAACCCAGAUAAUUAG
This is a messenger RNA of Spirodela intermedia, 364 nucleotides long. NCBI's taxonomy places the organism in Eukaryota, Viridiplantae, Streptophyta, Magnoliopsida, Alismatales, Araceae. The record is from the annotation of a GenBank genome assembly.